Molecule: messenger RNA, 912 nt
Organism: Oppia nitens
Lineage: Eukaryota; Metazoa; Arthropoda; Arachnida; Sarcoptiformes; Oppiidae
Product: beta-1,4-mannosyltransferase egh-like
Exons: 2
Coding region: 1-912 (303 amino acids)
Cellular component (GO): cytoplasm
Molecular function (GO): beta-1,4-mannosyltransferase activity
Source: RefSeq, a predicted model, not a curated record
AUGUUAACACAAAAUUUACUCAAUUUUUUCGGACUAAUCAUUUAUAAUGCAUUCAAAUCAUCAAAAGCUACAAUAAAAUCCAAGCGACGGCCACAGGAUCUGCCAUUUAUAUGCAUACGUGUUGUCACGUGUGGCGACUAUCCCGAACUGGUCCGCAGUAAUGUCGACCGAAAUUUGAAGACAUGUUUGACGGCAGGUCUGAGCAAUUUUAUCAUCGAAGUAGUAACCCAUAGAUAUAUAGAUUUUGGUAAAAGUAAUACAAGAUUACGCCAAUUGGUUAUACCAGACAAUUAUCAGACCAAAAGCGGUGUUUUAUUUAAGGGUAGAUCACUUCAAUACUGUUUGGAAAACGGUAUCAACAAAUUGGAUGCUCAAGACUGGAUCAUACACUUGGAUGAGGAAACUGUAAUGACUAAGGAGUCAGUAUACGGUAUUUGUAAUUUUAUAGUCGACGGUAGACAUCAAUUUGGCCAGGGAACCAUUACAUAUGUCAACAACAGUAUAGUCAAUUGGUGGACAACUUUGGCCGAUUGUGGUCGUGUGGCAUACGAUAUGGGAUUGCGUCGAUCGCUGAUGAAAACGUUUCACAUACCUUUGUACGGCUGGAACGGAUCCUAUAUGGUGGUCAAGUUUGGUGCCGAACAAGUGGUCACAUUUGAUCACGGAGUGGACAGUUCGGUCAGCGAGGACUCGAGUUUUGCAUUGCAUGCCUACGCCAUGGGCUAUACAUUCGACUCGAUUGACGGCGAUAUGUAUGAACAGUCGCCGUUCACUGUAUGGGAUCAACUGAGACAACGUCGCCGUUGGAUUCAGGGAACACUGUUGACGGCUCGGAUGACUACUAUUCCCCUGAAAUAUAGACUGGCUAUGAUUAUGCAAUCUAUUUUGCAUUUUAUGAUGCCGAUUCGGUGA